Molecule: messenger RNA, 1433 nt
Organism: Magallana angulata
Lineage: Eukaryota; Metazoa; Mollusca; Bivalvia; Ostreida; Ostreidae
Product: C-C chemokine receptor type 1-like
Exons: 1
Coding region: 90-965 (291 amino acids)
Biological process (GO): G protein-coupled receptor signaling pathway
Cellular component (GO): membrane
Molecular function (GO): trace-amine receptor activity
Source: RefSeq, a predicted model, not a curated record
GGCAACUUCUUUACCAACAUUAGCAGAAUUGCUGGAAAAUAUUGAUACUCAAUUUAGUAAAAUUGUGCCUCGGGAAAACACGCAGUACAAUGGCAAAUACGUAUAUUGUUAUUGCUGCAUCGAUUUUGUUCUGCAUUGGAUUAAUUGGAAAUUCUAUCACCGUGUGUUUUGUUGCUGUAUCCAAACGGCUGCAUGCUCCAACAUACGUCCUGAUUGGAUGCCUAGCAGUGUCUGACGUACUCGCCUCCGUGACGCGAUAUGUUCAGAUAUUUUAUAAAUCUCUUUUUAAUGAGUCUUCUCAUCUAUAUAUAUAUGAGAUAUUCACCUUUUUAUUUAUUCAUUCGGCAUUUUUCCAUAUGGUUUUAGUAUCAUAUGUUCGUUUUGUUUUCUUAGUAAAUCCUCUCCACAGUUUGAAACUGACUUGUAAACGAAUUUUGUGGAUGUCUUUUGCCAUUUGGAUAAGCUCUGUUGUCGUUUCCAUCGGAUACGGAACAUUUAAAGUGCUAGAUUUAAUAAACAUAAUUUCUUUCGAAACAGCAGUGUUUGCUGAGGUUGGGUUUGGCUUGUAUAUUAGUGGAUUACCGUUUAUUAUUGUAGUAGUUUUCAAUGUUCGAAAGCUGUAUUAUCUGUACAACCAAACAGCUUUGGUUCGACGAAACAAAAUAGCAAAUUCAAUGUCGUUGAUGUUUUGGAUUAUCAUUGUGAUUUAUCUCCUUAGCACAAUAUAUCCUUUAAUUUACACGAUUAACUAUGCAUUGUUAAAUAGUUCACUUCUUGAUUUAAGCGUAGACCUAGUUCAUGAUAUGUUUUCUUUUUCGUUGCUUGUCAAUACUUGUUUGAAUCCUUUGAUAUAUUUUAUGUUUUCACCUCCUGUUUUAAGAUUUCUAACCCGAUUAAAAAAAUGUUGUAUUUAUGGCACAGAUCGUCGAAUAAGCGAUCCUAGAUCGUGUCCGCAAGUGGAAUAGGUUGGUGAACUAUUUUUUUCCUUAACCAUCUGACGUCACUUCUCUCUGGUAAUUGUGACUUUCGUCAUGAAAUAAAAUCUUUUUCGUUAUAAAGAAGUCAGUGAUAGUUUAAAGUUUAGUAUUGGUUCUACCGAUUUUAAAGCCGAGGGUAUGUAGCUCAAUGUCUGCAAAAAAUUCUAAUGAAGGAAGAAGACUCCUGUUUUGUUUCUUGUUAAAUAGUUGCAAUCUACAACACACUUAAAAUUACGCUAUUUUUUGACUGAAUACGCUUAUUUCCACACGUAAAUUGCAACGUUUUAACUAGUAUGGAGUUUUAGCUCCAAUGUCGUCCAUCCAUUAUCUAGACUGCGAGCUACAGACCUGCAGCUAGACAUUUUAUAGACUUAACAAUAUUGUACGAUAUAUUUUUUUUAUUAUUAUUAAUAAAUAUAACAUUUAUUUGAAUUUAAGCUUGUGAAAGAAGAAUAA